This is a messenger RNA of Tachysurus fulvidraco (yellow catfish), 1480 nucleotides long. Its product is annotated as adenosine receptor A2b-like. The record is from RefSeq and is a predicted model, not a curated record. The transcript has 2 exons. NCBI's taxonomy places the organism in Eukaryota, Metazoa, Chordata, Actinopteri, Siluriformes, Bagridae. Gene Ontology annotation, cellular component: membrane. The coding region runs from base 1 to 1101 and encodes 366 amino acids.
AUGCAUCAGGGUUGGCUGUACUCGUUGGUUCAGUGUGUGCUGUCGGUGUCCGUGAUCAGCAUGAAUAUCAGGCUGUGUAUGCGUUUGGAUUCUGGCUGCCACGUAAAGAGUGUUUCCUCCUGCCUAAAGCUAUGUUUAGGCUGGGUAGGAGCCAUCGGCGGUGUCAUGGACAUUCCCAUCAACAUGCUGUUGAACCUGAGGAGCACACAGUGCCUGUACACAUGCAUCAUGCUGGUGUGCUUCCUGCUGCUGGUCAGACAGUUCACUAUGUGGCUGCUGCUGCUUCUCAUCCUCAACACGCACCUACAUUGCCGACUAGGACACAGGUAUGCAGGGUUGGUAACACGUCGACGGAUGCUGUGCCUGGUGCUCUUCAGCUGGCUCUGCUCUGUUGUAACUGCCUUUGCGCAGUUCAUCGUGUGCAACUCAUUGGACACUUGGGGAACGGAUGGGUUGGGAUUCAUCUGGCCCAAUCAGACUACACAUAAGCCACACCCUCAAACCCCAUCGGUAAUUGGCAAGUACCUUCCUUAUGGUGGAUUCCUGUCCAAGUUCCUGGUGGAAGACCUGAACAACUUCACCUACGCUGAGAUUCACAGCAGCCAUUGGGGAGUCUGUGCUCAUGACACUGUCCUCAACCCAGCCUUUCUGGUCUAUGUCUAUGACGUUGCUGUCUUUUACAUUCCUCUACUUGUCCUGCUUGGUGUGUAUGUAGAUCUCAGCUGUGUGAUGUCACGGCAGGCUGUGAUGAGUCUCUCUGAGCUACAGAUGAAAACCUCAGGCUGGUCUCGCUCUAUGGUUAUGUCCUUGUGUCUCCUGGUUCUCCUGUGCCUACCCCUUCACACCAUACAUGCUUUGCAUCUCUUUGCCCCCAGUAGCCAAUGGCCUCAAUGGGCAAAUUAUGUUGCCUCCAUAUUAUUCCAGGCAUAUGGUUUGGUUCCUCCGGUCCUUUUCAUUUCGUCUCCUCAAAAAGCAAACACCGGUGGAGAAUCUUUGUCUCUAAAAACAGCUACAUCGCCGCUGAGGUCUAAUCCCCCAAAACCCUUAGAGUUCUGUUCACCUGAGCCAAUGGCAAAAGGCAAAACCUUUCUAGGGGUGUGAUGCCACCAUGUUGUUUUACACAAAAUCGAAAUGUUUGUCAUUGCACCGAACGAUGCUUUGUAGGCUAAAAAACAAUUAGAUGAAUUUAAAUAUUGGUUUCGCCCCAGUGACCGUGAUGCCUGCUCCAUGAAAGUGAUUCAUGUAAGCUUUUCUUUCCAUCCUUUCUGAAUAAUUAAUGAUUGCCUGUCAGCGAGCUGUAAUACUCAAAUUAAUAUUCCCUCGACAUCCACCUCAAAUAACAGUAAUGGUCCUGUCCUAAUCGCAUGCCUCAGAAGGAUUAACUGGCUACAUGUACUAUAGACCAUUGAUGAAGACUGAUCUGAACAUGUUUAAUUAAUCCAAAAGUAAUAAUAACAUCUAGGACGGGAGGCCGUAAUAA